Messenger RNA from Acaulospora morrowiae, 357 nucleotides. The record is from the annotation of a GenBank genome assembly. Lineage: Eukaryota; Fungi; Glomeromycota; Glomeromycetes; Diversisporales; Acaulosporaceae.
AUCCAGCAACUCAAAGACUCAGAUGAGAAAUAUAAACAAAUUGAUGAGUAUUCUCAGAAAAAAGCCAAGAAAUGGCUCAAGGGAUUUGUAGAUAGCCUGAGUGAAGAUAGAUUAUGGGAAAGGUUCAUAGAGUAUGGGAGGCAACCCGAUAUCAUGUUUGUAUUAAAAUAUUUAGAGGUCUUCUUUGAGCUUCUAUACGUAGAAUGUUCACGAUUAUACUGCACUCAGCAGAAAAAGAAGAAUGAUGAGAUAAAGUUAUGGCGCGAGACAAAUGAUGGUAUGUAUUAUGUUCGCAAAGUUCUUAAACCAGACAAAGAUCAAUUUGGAGUAGUCGGAGUGCAAAUAUGUUACAUCUGA